This is a messenger RNA of Ziziphus jujuba (common jujube), 1340 nucleotides long. Its product is annotated as E3 ubiquitin-protein ligase RSL1. Bases 184 to 1167 code for a protein of 327 amino acids. The transcript has 2 exons. Gene Ontology annotation, biological process: positive regulation of proteasomal ubiquitin-dependent protein catabolic process; protein polyubiquitination; ubiquitin-dependent protein catabolic process. Gene Ontology annotation, cellular component: cytoplasm; ubiquitin ligase complex. The record is from RefSeq and is a predicted model, not a curated record. Gene Ontology annotation, molecular function: ubiquitin protein ligase activity; zinc ion binding; ubiquitin conjugating enzyme binding. Lineage: Eukaryota; Viridiplantae; Streptophyta; Magnoliopsida; Rosales; Rhamnaceae.
GGGAAAUUAAAACUCAAACCACAAUUAAAAAUCAAAAAAUCCCAAAUCGAAUGUAUAAAGCAAUGGCCGACUGAGACAUUUUAAAGACUUCUUGGAGAAGAAGACUUUAUGUGAUUUCUGAUCAAUUAAGCAAGUUUGAGAUCGCAGAAAAAGAAACCACCAAAAUUAUUUUUUUCUAUCACCAUGGAAGUAAAAGCAGACGAAGUGGAUGGAAACAAGACAGGACUAAGAAAAUUAAAAAAGCCCAAAUUGGAUUUGGGAGGCAUCGAAGUUAUUGACAUUGAAGACGAUGAUCAAAACAGCGUAUCCCAAAUCUUCAAACCCAUCAAUAUCAUCGAACAGAGCACAAACAAGUUCAACGCAAUCUCAAUCGACCACUAUUCCAACUUCAUCGAUCUUUCUAAUGAAAACGACGACGACGACGACGACGACGACGAUAUCAAAAUCCUUCACUACAAACCCUCAAACACCACCUUCGGAAGAAAACGGAAAAAGCCCUUUUCCAAUCCUUCGAUUUUGGGAACAGGGCAGUCAUCCAAUUCCAAAGAAGAAACGACGUCAUCGUCUUCAUCGUCUAUUUUCAUCUGCGAAAUCUGCAUCGAACUCAAAUCGGGAAACGAAUCGUUCACAAUCAAAGGCUGCGGCCAUUUGUACUGCACGGACUGCACAACCAAAUACGUGGCGUCCAAGCUCCAACAGAACAUUUUGACAAUCGGGUGCCCGAUUCCAGGUUGCGUAGGCAAUCUGGAACCCGAAUAUUGCCGUCGGAGUCUGCCACCGGAGGUGUUCGACCGGUGGGGAAUGGCACUGUGCGAGGCUGCGAUCGUUGGGUCCCGCAAAUUCUACUGCCCGUACAAAGAUUGCUUGGCGGUGAUGAUCUGCGAUGGGGAUAAAAGAAAGGUCCUGAGGGAAUCGGAGUGUCCGUAUUGCAAGAGACACUUCUGCGCCAAGUGUAGAGUUCCAUGGCAUACGGGAAUUGAGUGCUCGAAGUUUCAGAAGCUGGAUGAGAAUGAGAGAGAGAAUGAAGAUAUAACGCUGAUGAAGCUUGCAAAGAAAAAGCGUUGGGGAAGGUGUCCAAAAUGCAGGUUCUAUGUUGAGAAAACAGAGGGCUGCGACCAUAUGAACUGCAGGUGUGGAACGCAUUUCAACUACAGGAGUGGAAAGUAAUAUAAAGGAUUUGGUGAUCAAUAAUACCAUCAAAACAAGAUGGUGUUUUGUACCAUUGCAGUUAUGAAUUUCUCCUGUUACACUACGUUAUUAUGAAUUUCUUCUUAUUUUGUGUUUACCAAUUUUAUAUGAAUGCUUCUUAUUUUGAUAUGAAUUUUAUAUCAAUUUUAUUU